This is a messenger RNA of Phaeodactylum tricornutum CCAP 1055/1, 3106 nucleotides long. RefSeq lists its product with no specific name. Gene Ontology annotation, molecular function: nucleic acid binding. Bases 137 to 3106 code for a protein of 989 amino acids. The record is from RefSeq and is a predicted model, not a curated record. NCBI's taxonomy places the organism in Eukaryota, Bacillariophyta, Bacillariophyceae, Surirellales, Neidiaceae. Gene Ontology annotation, biological process: DNA integration. The transcript has 4 exons.
AGUGUACCAGUGCUAGCUUCGUUCACUGGUGUAGGGUCAUACUAACAAAGUCCGCUAUAGUAUACAGCGAAGGACCCGAAUACAUAAGUAGUAAAUUUUCAAGAACCUCUGUAUUGGUUUGGCUUCACAGGCCACCAUGGCACCUGCCACUUGGCAAAUGACGGGCGGAGCGGUCUAUGCGCACCUUUUGGAUAACGUGCUUCUUCUUCCCCAAGGGCACCCUAUUCGUCUCAGUUUUGCACAACAAGGAUACGAAUCGGCCGAUGACCUCCUAUGUAUUUUUGAGAAUGAACUUGAAACUCUUGAAUACAUUCCUCUUGCCCCUGCUGACGGCCCCGAAACUACGGCACCGAUCAUCUGUCAUUUCCUCCGGUGGCAAGCGUCCCUUGAGCGUCAAAAGGGAACUCCUUUGAAGAACUCCGAGCUUGCAGCCCUGAACAACGAAGACUUUGUCCUGUACCGCCGAUCCGCUCUCGGCCAGGUCUCUUCGACUGUUGCUCCAAUAGUCACAAACCCCAAUGCUGCAAUCCCCACCGCUAAAACUCGACCUGCUGUGGAAGAUUUCAAGCACGACAGGUACUGGGAUAAUUUCUAUCGGUCCUUCGUCGUCACUGCCGUCUCCCAUAACGUUGAGAAGGUACUCGACCCAUCAUACUUGCCUACUGAUCCACUGGAAAAGUCGUUGUUUGAAGAACAAAACAAGUUCGUAUACUCAGCCUUGGAGCAUACACUUCAGACGGACAUGGGCAAAAAUAUCGUUCGAGAACAUAGUUUUGAUUUCAAUGCCCAGGAAGUUUUCCGUAAAGUGGUCAAGCACUAUACAGAGUCCGCCUCUGCAAAGAUCAGCUCCUCUACCACUCUAGGAUACCUGACCACGGCAAAGUAUAGCUCAUCAUGGACUGGCACAGCGGAGGGAUUUAUCCUACACUGGAAGAAUCAUUUGCGUAUAUAUAAUGAUACCGUCCCUACGGGUGAGCAGCUCCCACAACAGCUUUGUCUCAGUCUAUUGGAGAAUGCUGUCCAUGAUAUACCCGAACUUCGUCAGGUUAAAAUCACGGCAACUUUAGACUUAGCAAAAGGUGGCAGCCCUAUUAGUUAUGACGGUUAUCUCAGUCUACUACUUGCAUCAGCAUCACUCUAUGACAAUGGCAACAACCUAUCUAAUGCUCGUGGCAACAAGAACAAACAUCAUGUUUAUUCUACUGACUUAGUCUACCAUCCAACUGACUUCGACAAUGAUCUAGACGUGCUACAAGCCAAUACGCAUAGCCAUGGUAGCAGCGAAACCGCGGACACUUUCCAUGAUUGCGCACCGGAGACUGAGUUGUUGGCUCACCUUACUGACCGCGUCAGUCGUAUGAACGAUGGUGAUAUUCGUAAAGUCCUUGCAGCAUCACGUGACAACGUCUCCCCACAACCAGGAGCGAGACCCAAAUCCAUGCAAUCCAAUAUGCUACGUUAUCAAGUCUCUCGGCAUAAUGUCAACGGUACCACUGCAGCUCUUGUCGAUCGUGGUGCUAAUGGCGAACUUGCCGGGGCGGACAUCAUGGUGCUCAACAAAACAGGACGUUCCGCCAAUAUAACUGGUAUUAAUGAUCACACAUUGUCCGAUUUGGAUAUUGUCACCGCUGCAGGAUGUGUUGAAUCCCAUACCGGUCCUAUCAUUGUAAUUAUGCAUCAGUAUGCGUAUCUUGGCACUGGUAAGACUAUACACUCCAGUGCGCAACUCGAGCAUUUCCAUAACAACGUUGAAGACCAUUCACGUACAGUUGGUGGAGACCAGCGCAUUGUGACCUUAGAUGAUUAUAUCAUCCCCUUGCACAUCCGCCAAGGUCUUCCAUAUAUGGAUAUGAGGUGCCCAACAGAUGCCGAAUUUACCUCUCUCCCGCAUGUGAUAUUGACCUCUGAUGUCGAUUGGGACCCGUCAGUCCUUGACAACGAGAUCGAUCUGGCCACCGAUUGGUACGACACUGUACAGGAUUUACCCCAACUACCAUAUGUCGAACCGCGUUUUGACCACAUGGGCAAAUAUCUCCAUCGUCAUAUUUCGCUUUGUGACACUCGCCACCAUGCCGUUGACUGUAUCCUUCAAUGUCAGCAGCAUGAAAUUCAGCGUAAUGACCAUGACUACGAAACCCUCCGUCCUUGUCUUGGUUGGGUAUCCGCCGAUACCGUUCGUAAGACUAUACAGGCCACCACCCAGUAUGCACGAGAGGUAUACCACGCACCGUUACGCAAGCAUUAUCAGUCGCGCUUCCCGGCCCUAAAUGUCCAUCGGCGUAACAAGCCAGUUGCCACCAAUACCAUUUGGUCAGAUACUCCUGCUGUUGAUAGUGGUGCCAAAUUUGCGCAACUUUUCGUGGGCCGCCGAUCCCUUGUCACUGAUGUUUAUCCCAUGAAAACCGAAAAAGAAUUUGUUAACGCUCUCGAAGACCAUAUUCGGUUUCGCGGCGCUAUGGACAAGCUCAUCAGCGACCGUGCACAGGUCGAGAUUAGUAAAAAGGUCAUGGAUAUCACCCGUGCUUACAACAUUGACCAGUGGCAAAGCGAACCACACCACCAACACCAAAAUUUUGCUGAACGUCGCAUUGCCACUAUCGAGGCUAACACCAACAACAUUCUCAAUCACACCGGUGCCCCUGACUCCACAUGGCUUCUUUGUGUCACGUACGUGUGCUAUGUAUUCAAUCAUCUCGCCCAUGAAUCCUUGCACAACCGUACACCCUUAGAAGUCCUUACUGGUUCCACUCCUGAUAUCAGUGUUCUUCUUCAGUUCCAUUUUUGGGAACCCGUCUAUUAUCGACUCGAAGAUGCGACAUUUCCGUCUGAUGGUACUGAACAAACGGGACGUUUCGUAGGCAUUGCUGACUCCGUUGGCGAUGCUCUUACUUAUAAGAUCCUCAACGAUACUUCUAAUAGAAUCCUCUAUCGUUCCAGCGUGCGCUCUGCAAACCUUCCCGGUGAAACCAACCUACGCCUUACAUCACGGGAUGGGGAGAAUGGCCCUAAACCUAUCAACUUUAUCAAGUCUCGUCGAACCGAAAAUCUAAAUUCCUAUGAUUUAAAGGAGUUGCCUGGUUUCACCCCCGACGACGUUUCUCACUGA